This is a messenger RNA of Nylanderia fulva, 5912 nucleotides long. RefSeq lists its product as uncharacterized. Lineage: Eukaryota; Metazoa; Arthropoda; Insecta; Hymenoptera; Formicidae. The record is from RefSeq and is a predicted model, not a curated record.
ACUGCUUGCCAGUGUCCCACCGCACGCCGAACCGUUUGCACUCAGAAGCGAUCAGGGAGCCCUUCUCUGCCUCCCUGCCGGCCACCCCGCUCUCGUCUCUCUCUCUCUCGUCGGCACCCCACUUCGGCCUCGUCACCCACGGCCGUAUCGUCCCUCGGCUCCCUCACCAUCGUUCCGACCCCGUCCUUUUUUCUCACCUAUACAGAUAUACUAACACAUACACGUGUCCCUCUCUUUCCCUCUUGAAAUUUUCUCCCUCUUCGUCCCUGGCGCGCGGCGUUUCUUCACGUCCCACUCUGUCCCGUCGAGGCCUCUCCUCGCCCUUCUCUGCUAGUCGAGUUACACUCGACGAACGCACCGGCUAUCCGUCACCCAUCUCCGUCGGUUGGUUCUCCAUCUCGUUCCCUCUCUCGGGUCUCCCUCAUUCACACUCUGCCUCCUUCCUAACAAUCGUCCGUCCUUUUUUCUCUCACGUGUUUAGUCUAGCCCCCCUUUGCGCCGUUCUACGAUCCCUCCUACGUUCCGCUCGCGACACGGCUGUCCUCGUCUCGUCGCGACAAUCCUUCUUCUCCGUCUUCGAUUUCUCUCUCUCUCUCUCUCUCUCUCUCUCUCUCUCUCUCUCGUUAUCUCCCUCUUUCAUUCGUUGGUUCUCCCUCUCGCUCAGAAGGAACGCCGGUGUGUACUCCCGCUGUCACCUGAUCGCGAAACGCUUUUCGCGGGUGAGAUACCGCUCGGCCACCGAGUCAACCCAGUCUACUGGCGUUCUUGCUCCGAUUCUUCCUUCUCGCUCUUUUCUCUCUUUUUCUAUCUCUCUCACACUUUGUUUGUCUUCGUCCUUGUUCCGUUUCUCUCGCUUACUCUCUGCCUUCCACUUCUCUUCCCUUCCCUCCCCACCCCCGCCACUACCUUCCACUCUUUGCUCUUCUACCACCGCUCUUCCUCCUGCUGGUCGUAGUGGUCUUCCUAUACUCGCCUCGUUGCCGCGCGACGUCAACAUCAUCGGGCUGGUGGUUACCCAGAGGAAGAGAAGAGAGGCGAGAAAAAAGGAAAGCGAGCACAGAAGCGGCCGCCACCGUCCGACAGCGCUCAUCCGCGCGACCGUGUUGCGGACGAUCUCUCGCCUCUUCCUCCUUUCACGGAUCUUCGCCGGCACAUCGCUCGGAGAGAGAGAGAGAAAGAGGGAGUGAGAGGGAUGUGACACUUUCAGGCAGACACGCGGCACUGAUCUCCGCGCAUUUUCGGUGGAUACACGCGAGAACACGGAAGAGCCGCGCUCCGUUGCAGAUUGGUGCCAAGAUUUCCUUCUUUUUCUAUACCUUUUUUGUCAACCUCCUUGUCAACUUGGACCUUUUGUUCCGAAAGCGUCUCGUGAGUUGAGUGGGCUUGCUCCGAUCUUGAUAGUGCAUUAAAAAACGGUCAAUGCCUAUUAUCUUGGUGUGACAGUGCUGAAGACGACGAUUUUCAAGCGCAGCAUCGUCGUCGUCAUCCACGAAGAAAAACGCCGUGGCGUUUCUCGGACGAAACGGUGUUAAACGUUGCGAUCUCGGACAAACGUGAGCGAUCGCGGAUGAUUGUGCGACUUUGGUGUGACUUGUAGUGCGCUCUCAGUGUCGAUGUGCCGGGUGCGGGAUAACAACAAAGAACAGAACACUCGGGACACGUAAAUAAACAAACGCGAAUAUGGCCAGCACGACGAUGAUGGGUCUGCGUCGCAGAGCACCGGUGAACAGCUCGCCGACUCCCUCGAGUCAGUCGCCAACCGCGACGAGUGCGUCGUCGAACAAGCGCUCGAGAAACGAGAACAACAACAGCCCAUCCCACGGUAAUCUGAACUCGAUGAACGGCGGCACUCGGGACGAGCCGCCAGCGAAGAAGUCCCGCGGGACUUCGACGAGCGGAGCGAAAGGUGGUAGUAGUUCGUCUUGUACUUCGUCUAAUUCGGCGUCCUCGACAACCACGAGUACCGCGACCGACAACCAGAAUUCAAGGAGUCGCGGAACUUCCGUCUCGAGAUCUAGCACUCAGACCAAGUCGUCGUCCACUUCGACGGCUGCCACCUCGGCUGCCUCUUCCUCGACGAGCGAUAUACCGACCAUCCUCUCGACCAGCUGGACGACUACGUCAAGCAUGUCGGACGUGCCGGCGUACGCUUCCGUGACCGGGCUCGGUUUGACAAGCGGACAAACGGCCGGCCUGUGCGCCGGAAGCCUCGGCAUGCCUCCUACACCGAUACCACCGUACAUGUCGACCUCCAUGGCGACCUUCGUCGGUAACGCGACGAACCUCGGCAAGAGCUCGUCCGUCUCGUACCUCGACAUUUCCAACAUGACCGGCGGUUCCUUGGCCGCUUCCGGCGUCGCGAACUCGUUAAACAGCGGAUACACGGCGAACGGUUCCGCUACCGUAGACACGAAGAGCGGAAUAUCCUUGUCGUUCUCGCCGAAUGUCAACGGCGGUUCGUACGGCGUGCAAAAGAACGGAGCCGAGGUGGCCGCCGCGGCUUCCCCGAGGAAAUUCCAAAACGACACCAUGUUCAACGCUUAUCAGCCGUGGGUGAUUAGGACGUACGGCGAUCAGGCCAAGACCAAGACGAUCACCAUCAAGAAAUACGCCCGUAUUCUGAGAACGUUGCGGGGCGAGGAAGUGAACAGCGCCGAGAACAGCAAGUUCCGCUUCUGGGUCAAGAGCAAGGGUUUCCAUAUCAGCCAGCCGGAAGGCUACGACGCAAAACCGGCCGACAGGAUUAUCGGACGUCACGCUGUCACGAACCCGGGAUUGGAUCCGCCGCUCUACGUGCCCACGCAGCUGCCGCACAACAAGGCGUUAAAUGGUGCCGAAGGUACAGUCCCACUUGGAAAAGUAUACAAGAAAGUCGCGAUUGUAGAGAAUUUCUUCGACAUUAUCCACGCCGUUCACGUCGAUCUCGAAGGACGUCCUGGGAAGCAUGCAGGUCAGAAACGCACCUACAGAACGAUUACCGAAACGUAUGCAUUCUUACCCCGAGAAGCGGUAACGCGAUUUCUGCUAGGCUGCACGGAAUGCCAACGUCGUCCGCGAACACCCAGUCCCACGAGUAUAGCCAAUAGUCAGUCGCAAUCCACGGCUACGACGUUGGCGUCGACGCCAACCCCGUUGAGCCCGAGUCGAGGUGCUAGCAACGCCGCUCUCGCGACCUCAUCAUUAUCGUCCUCGACGGUGCAGAGUAAUUCCAGGCUGCGCGAUAGCAGUCACCAUGCGCCGUCAGAGGCAAAGAAUUUGCACAAUUAUAGGCACCAGAAGCAACACAAGAGCGGCGGCGGCGGCGGCGUUGCUGCGACAGAUAAACUCGAAAAGGACAAGGAGGAAAAGUACAAUCCGUUGAGCAUUACGAACCUACUGAAGAAAGAACCGACGAACAGCGGUCUUCUUGCCAACUCCGACGCCCUGCCGGAAUCGAGAAGGACGCCGGAAUCGGACCGAGCGAGUUCGAGGAGCUCGGCAUCCUCGAAAAGGAAGCGAAUGCUGCCGGAGGGACGUACGCCCUCGCCUCAACCCAGUCAGCCGUUGGCGAGACCCUGGAGCCCCGGGCUGGAUCCCAAGAACACGCCCAUCGACUAUAGCCUCCCUAUCACGACUUCGUACUUAAAGCAUCAGCAGAGGCUAGAGAAGAGCAAGGCCGCCGCUAAUGCAGGAAGGGAGACAUUUGAGAUAUCGGAGCCCAAGACCGUUGUGACGCCGCUUGUCGAGGAAACGGAGAGCGCCGAGAAGGAGAGAUUCUCGCCGGCUACCGGUCUGAUCGACACAAACCUCAAUCUACUAGCGACUAUUCAGCACCUGCAUUGCCAAGUGAUGCUAGCGCUCACCGAGCGACUGCGACCAUCGAUCGCGAGUCCUUUAGUUCUGCCGUCGACGUCGCCAAAUGUUCUCGGGAGCUCGAUGAUGAUGGGCACGGAAGUGUCAGUUCAAACGGGAGAGAAUCAUUUGUAAACUGAUGGAAGACAGGAUCGUUGACAGGUGUGAAUUGAUUUAGCGGCUUUCCUGAGAGGUGCGUGAAUGCGUACCGAAUUAUGAUUCGCGAUUGAGAUGAAAAAAUAUAUGAUAUCUUUGCAACCAGGAUUAUUUCACAUCGAUAAUAGCGACUGCUUGAACGCAAUCUCGUCAGUCAUAAAUAAAUCGUUCAUUUCAGAUUAAUGUUCCUCGAUCAAAUCAACUUGUUUAUUUCAGAUCGAACAAUGAACUUCUGGAUUUCCUGCAAAGGUAUUAAUAUUUCUUUUAUUUCUUUUUUUCCGAUGUAAUCGAACGGUUAUAAGAUUUCUUGUACGCAAUGUCGAUUAUGGUGACUCUCUCCCUCUCUCUCUCUCUCUCUUCAUUUUUAAUUCGUCCUUAAUAACGUAUGUCGACUGACGCGUUGUUUGCGAACGCGAUUCUCCCUCGUCUCGUCUUCCGUCAGCGAAACGAUAGAUGGACGCAAUUACAUAUUGAACCGGACGGGAUCGAUUAUUGUUGUCGCGCUCGUGUCACACAUUUCAUCCGAUCGUGCCGGUUGCUGCUGCUUGCUUGCUUGCUUGCUUGCUUGCUUGCUUGCUUGCGUCCGACGCCAGUCCGAUAUAGAACGACGGGCCAAGCGAGCGGGAUAAUUCCCGAGUCUGUCGAAAUACGGGUCGAUGUGUCAGGGAUUCGCGCGCCGCCUCCUCUAUGUCCGAUAUUUAGGGAUCCGUUAUGCGGAGAGCAGCCGGAUCUCGCGAUAUUUGGUCGCUGCCGACUCCGAUCGAUCCAUCCAGGCGGGGCAAAAGCGGCAGUCCGCGCGGCGACACCGCGAAGGUCUUGAAUAUUCAACGAACCAACGAGAUAGAAGAGAGAGAGAGGGGGGGGGAGAGGGCAAAAAGAGUGAGAAAGAGAUCCAAUUUCUCGUUUUCGGGUGUCAUCCGAUGAAUUCGACAUCCGGCGUCGUUGUCGACCUGACGAAUUGUCUUUCAUAUUUCGCGGAUUCGAUCGCGCGCGACGAUUCGCUCCGACUAAUUAUAACGUGCCCCAGAAUGGGCGAAUAAUACUCUCCGGCUGAAUAAUGAAUUCUUUUUUUGAAUUUAGCACACAUACUUUUUCCGACGAUAAUAAUUUUUGAGUUCUGAAGCGUAAAAAUAAAUUUUACGAAUAAGCUUUCGGACAGCAAAUAAAUAACAAAAUGUCAUUCGUCAUUAUUGUCGCGCGCGAGUGGUUUUUAUUUGAAUAGAAUUUUUAAAUUUGUUCGUAUAGCUAGAUAUUGAUAUUCGGAAGACUAACUCGAAACAAUAAAGACAUGUGUCUCAUUUUUUUUUUAUUCGAGUGAGUAAGUCUGAAUUAAUGUCGAUUCGCGGAUCGGAUAACAUCUCAUUGACACGAAAAGCGCUGGCUGCAUCUAGCCAGCGUCUCGACCUAUUUUGUAAUUGUAAUGUUAUCAUCUGUAAUUACACACAACAAAGAUAGAUCAAGUCGAGCCCGAGAGGGGUUGACUAUAGUUUCGUUUUGCCGAAUCGGUCGAUUCGGAAUUAUCAAGCCGUCAGCUUCCUUUUACAUUGUAUUAAUUAUCGUAUUAUUGACACGAUCGAUUCGGUGAUAUUUGAUGAUACCACGGCGCGACCACGUAAUUGAAUACAUUAUUUCAGACGGAAAACUGAAUUUAGAAUUAGGGAUAAAUAUUUCGAUGCCAUUAUAUUUAUUAGUAUUAUAUAAUCUUCUUUUUUAAUUAAAAAAUUUUUUUAAAAUUUUGAUCAACAUUAAAAAACUUCAAACUGGAUCCCGUUGGGUCCUCAGUCUUUAUAUUUCGGGAUUUCUUUUGUUCCUCUCAAACGUAUAUUAAUUUUCUGCACGUAUAUUAACUUUCUGCGCGUAUAUUAACUUUUUAGGUUAACUUAAAUUAAGAUUAAGAUUUAUUUAGAAUUUAAAUAAUGGAGAAA